Messenger RNA from Glarea lozoyensis ATCC 20868, 1752 nucleotides. Its product is annotated as Metallo-dependent phosphatase. Gene Ontology annotation, biological process: nucleotide catabolic process. NCBI's taxonomy places the organism in Eukaryota, Fungi, Ascomycota, Leotiomycetes, Helotiales, Helotiaceae. The record is from RefSeq and is a predicted model, not a curated record. The transcript has 5 exons. Gene Ontology annotation, molecular function: metal ion binding; nucleotide binding; hydrolase activity, acting on ester bonds. The coding region runs from base 1 to 1752 and encodes 583 amino acids.
AUGAAGUUCUCGCAAUCCCUUGUUUCCGCUGGAUUGCUGGUUGGGGCUUCCAGCUUGGUUGCUGCUGAGGACGUGUUGGUGAGCAAACGGAUGGGAAAGAGGUUCAUUGAUGAUCAGGGAAAUUACAAUAUUUCUUUCUACCAUAUCAAUGAUGUCCACGCACAUCUUGACGAGUUCCGUUCAAGUGGUGUCGACUGCCCGGAUCCUACCAAAGGAUGUUUUGGUGGAUAUGCUCGAGUAUCUCAGAUGCUCAAGGAUACCAGACCGGGACAUCCAGACAGCUUGUUUUUGAACGUUGGAGACGAGUUCCAGGGCACGCUAUUCUACAGCUACUACGGUGGUGAGAAGAUUGCCGAAACACUCAAUCAGCUCGGUUUCGAUGGUAUGACGCUUGGUAACCACGAAUUCGACGGCGGAGACGACAAACUUGGAGCUUUCCUUCAAAAUCUCACGUUUCCAAUCAUCUCCGCAAAUAUUGUCUCGGAUCAUCCGGUCCUUAAUGCUACAAUCAAGCCAUAUCACAUCUAUGAGGAGUACGGACUUGCUGUCAUUGGUGUCACAACUGACACCACUCCAUCGAUCUCGUCACCAGGCCCUAACACAAAGUUCACCAAUGUUGUGUCUGCUGUACAAAACACCAUUAAUCACAUUAAGUCCACCACAAACAUUACCCGCAUUGCGGCUAUUACGCAUAUUGGGUAUGACGAGGACAAAAAGCUUGCAGCCGCAGUUUCUGGUCUUCAAUUGAUCAUGGGAGGACAUAGUCAUACUCCUCUAGGUGAUUUUGCUGGCGCUGUUGGCAAAUACCCUACUAUUGCUACCAACUUGGAUGGUGAUGAGGUCUUCAUUGUCACCGCUUACCGUUGGGGUGAGUAUCUCGGUUACAUUGAUGUGACCUAUUCUCCAGCAGGCAAGAUCCUCGCCUAUCACGGUGCUCCGAUCCAUCUCGACAACACCACAGCCCAAGACCUAGCUCUGCAGGCGCAAAUCAAGAAAUGGCGUGAACCAUUCGAGGCUUUCGCAGCUGAAGUCGUUGGAUUCUCCAAUGUCGUGCUCGAUCAGACGACAUGUCAACAGAAAGAAUGUCUUCUCGGAGACUUCAUGACUGAUGCUAUGUUGGCCUACCGACAACCGCAAAAUCCUUCCGUCGCCUUUGCACUGAUCAAUGCCGGUGGUAUUAGAGCUACCAUUGAUGAGGGAAAUAUUACUCGUGGAGAAGUUCUUACUUCAUUCCCAUUCGGAAACGCAAUUGUGGAGAUCAACAUCUCAGGACAGGAGCUUUGGAAGACUCUUGAAGGAGCCGUGUCGAAAGUCAACCAGUUCAACGGUGCAGCUGUGACUUCGGCUAUUCAAGUUAGUAAGGGCGUUAAUAUCACUUUUAAUCCUCGCAAUGCUGUCGGUAGCAGACUAGUCAGCGUGGAUUUGUUUGAUGGACCGCUCUCUUUCACUAAGAACUACACUGUUAUCACUCUCGACUUCCUUGCUGGUGGCGGUGACAAUAUCUUCCUCAAAAGGACCGAGUUUGCAAUUCUCGAUACCCAAGAUUUCGUCCUCACGCAAUACAUCCUUGCGCAAACACCAGUCAAUAUUGCUCUAGAGGGUAGAAUUCGGGAAGUCAACGGAACAGCUCCUCCUGUUUCGACUACCACCACCAAGAAGAUCCCUAACAUCGCCACUCGAGGGUCCGCUCCCGCAACAAUGCGCACACCAGUCACGACAUCCACACCAAAACCUGUCAGAGUUAGGGCGUAA